Molecule: messenger RNA, 3596 nt
Organism: Vicugna pacos (alpaca)
Lineage: Eukaryota; Metazoa; Chordata; Mammalia; Artiodactyla; Camelidae
Source: RefSeq, a predicted model, not a curated record
GCCUCUCCCUUAUUGCCUGUGUCCAGAAUGAGUCAGCUGAGGCUGCUGCCAUCCCGGCUUGGAGCACAGACCUCAAGGCUCCUGGCCCCACAUGGCGUCCAGAGGCUCAGCUGGUGCAGUACAUCAUCUGGGCCACCCGCCGCCUUCCCAAGCAGCAAAGUUGGAGGCAGCUCCAGUUACAUGGAAGAGAUGUACUUCGCCUGGUUGGAAAACCCACAGAGUGUCCACAAGUCCUGGGACAGCUUCUUCCGGAAAGCCAGCAAGGAAGCCCCGUAUGGCCUGUCUCAGCCCCAGGCCCCUUCUGUCAUCCCUGAGAGCAGGCCGGCAGUCUCGAGCUGGACUAAGACCAGCAAGCUGGUGGAGGACCACCUGGCUGUGCAGUCCCUGAUCCGGGCCUACCAGAUCCGGGGCCACCAUGUGGCCCAGCUGGACCCCCUGGGCAUUCUGGACGCAGACCUGGACUCCUUUGUGCCCUCAGACUUAAUCACAACCAUCGAUAAAUUGGCCUUUUACGACCUGCGGGAGGCUGACCUGGAUAAGGAAUUCCAGCUGCCCACAACUACCUUUAUUGGGGGCUCCGAACACACCCUUUCUCUGCGCGAGAUCAUUCGGCGUCUGGAGAGCACAUACUGCCAGCACAUCGGUCUGGAGUUCAUGUUCAUCAAUGACGUGGAGCAGUGCCAGUGGAUCCGACAGAAGUUCGAGACCCCUGGCGUGAUGCAGUUCUCCAGCGAGGAGAAGCGGACCCUGCUGGCGCGGCUGGUGCGCUCCAUGAGGUUUGAAGACUUCCUGGCCCGGAAGUGGUCCUCAGAGAAGCGGUUUGGCCUGGAGGGCUGUGAGGUCAUGAUUCCUGCCCUCAAGACCAUCAUCGACAAGUCCAGUGAGAUGGGGAUUGAGAAUGUCAUCCUGGGAAUGCCACACAGGGGCAGGCUGAACGUGCUGGCCAACGUCAUCCGCAAGGACCUGGAGCAGAUCUUCUGCCAGUUUGACCCCAAACUGGAGGCAGCAGACGAGGGCUCUGGAGACGUCAAAUAUCACCUCGGCAUGUACCACGAGAGAAUCAACCGAGUCACAAACAGGAACAUCACUCUGUCGCUUGUGGCCAACCCCUCCCACCUGGAAGCCGUGGACCCCGUGGUACAGGGGAAGACGAAGGCAGAGCAGUUCUACCGUGGGGAUGCCCAGGGCAGGAAGGUCAUGUCCAUCCUGGUCCACGGAGAUGCCGCCUUUGCCGGCCAAGGGGUGGUCUAUGAGACCUUCCACCUGAGUGACCUGCCCUCUUACACCACCAAUGGCACUGUGCACGUGGUCGUCAACAACCAGAUUGGCUUCACCACAGACCCCCGGAUGGCCCGCUCCUCCCCGUACCCCACCGACGUGGCCCGUGUGGUCAACGCACCCAUUUUCCACGUGAACGCGGAUGACCCAGAGGCCGUGAUAUAUGUGUGCAGCGUGGCGGCUGAGUGGAGGAACACCUUUAAUAAAGAUGUCGUGGUGGAUCUGGUCUGUUACCGCCGGCGCGGCCACAAUGAGAUGGAUGAGCCCAUGUUCACGCAGCCACUCAUGUACAAGCAGAUCCACAGACAGGUGCCCGUGCUGAAGAAGUAUGCCGACAAGCUCAUAGCCGAGGGCACGGUCACCCUGCAGGAAUUCGAGGAAGAAAUCGCCAAAUAUGACCGGAUCUGUGAGGAGGCAUAUGGCAGGUCCAAGGAUAAAAAGAUCUUGCAUAUUAAGCACUGGCUGGACUCCCCCUGGCCUGGCUUCUUCAGUGUGGACGGGGAGCCCAAGAGCAUGACAUGCCCAGCCACGGGAGUUCCUGAGGACGUGCUGACCCACAUCGGCGAAGUGGCCAGCUCUGUGCCCCUGGAGGACUUUAAGAUCCACACAGGCCUCUCUCGCAUCCUGCGGGGCCGCGCAGACUUGACCAGGAUGCGGACCGUGGACUGGGCGCUGGCAGAGUACAUGGCCUUCGGCUCCCUGCUCAAGGAGGGUAUCCAUGUGCGGCUCAGCGGGCAGGACGUGGAGAGGGGCACGUUCAGUCACCGGCACCAUGUUCUCCACGACCAGGAAGUGGACCGGAGGACGUGUGUCCCGAUGAACCACCUCUGGCCUGACCAGGCCCCUUACACUGUGUGCAACAGCUCUCUCUCGGAGUAUGGAGUCCUGGGCUUUGAGCUGGGCUACGCCAUGGCCAGCCCCAACGCCCUGGUCCUCUGGGAGGCCCAGUUUGGUGACUUCCACAACACGGCCCAGUGCAUCAUCGACCAGUUCAUCAGCACGGGUCAGGCCAAGUGGGUGCGGCACAACGGCAUCGUGCUGCUGCUGCCCCACGGCAUGGAGGGCAUGGGCCCGGAGCACUCCUCAGCAAGGCCCGAGAGGUUCCUGCAGAUGAGCAACGAUGACUCGGACGCCUACCCCGUGCUGCGUCGCCAGAUCCUCCUGCCCUUCCGCAAGCCGCUGAUCAUCUUUACACCCAAAUCUCUGCUGAGACACCCAGAGGCCAAGUCCAGCUUUGACCAAAUGGUAUCUGGGACCAGCUUCCAGCGGGUGAUUCCUGAGGAUGGGGCAGCGGCGCGGGCUCCUGAGCAGGUGCGGCGGCUCAUCUUCUGCACGGGAAAGGUGUACUACGACCUGCUGAAGGAGCGGAGCGGCCAGGGCCUGGACGAGCAGGUGGCCGUCACGCGCCUGGAGCAGAUCUCCCCGUUCCCCUUCGACCUGAUCAAGCGAGAGGCGGAGAAGUACGCGGGCGCGGAGCUGGUGUGGUGCCAGGAGGAGCACAAGAACAUGGGCUACUACGACUACAUCAGCCCGCGCUUCAUGACCAUCCUGGGCCGGGCGCGGCCCAUAUGGUAUGUUGGCCGAGACCCAGCGGCGGCACCAGCCACGGGAAACAGGAAUACUCACCUGGUGUCUCUGAAGAAGUUUCUAGAUACUGCCUUCAAUCUCCAGGCCUUUGAGGGCAAGACAUUUUAGAGCCUGCUUGGGUCUUGCCGUGGGGUUCGUUGAGGACGCUGGGGACACUGGGGGCUGGCUGGUUCUCCUGCCCAGGAGAGGGGCUGUCAGGGGCCCCAGGAUAAAACAUACCCAUGUGGUGAUCAAGGCCAAAGAGUAGAUAUUGCCAACCAGGGUAUCAUGCCAUCUUGUCCUUUGUUUCAGAACCUUUUAGGGCGGAGAAGGCCAGAGGGGUCUGACAAAUGGGCUGUAGUUCUGGGCUGUUUCCCCAGGUGCCCUGGUCUCUCUGGAGUUUCUGUGUGGCUUCUCCGUCUGUGUCUUUCAUGUCUCUGCAGACAGCCAGCUACCCGGGGGCCUGUAGCUUUGGUCUCUCUCUCCCAUCCUGGCAGAUAGGGCUGUACACCUUGUCCUCAUGCAUCUGUAGAUUCAAGAAAUGUUCUCUUUUGUGCUCUUAGAAAUAGUAGGUUUUUUUUAGCAAUAGCAACCAGGUGAAGCAAAACCAUGCCAGGUGAUUUAUACAUGCUCUGUUUUAUGGGGUGUGUCACAAUGAGACAUGUCAGCUUCUGUGUGAAAUACAGCUGCAGCUCACGUGUACCAAAGUAGAAAACCGAAUAACAGAGAAAUUAAAAAAUGCAUAAGAGAGA